AUGACGCAGUGUAUUUCUUGCAUCUACGCCGCGCUGCUCCUUCUAGCCGCUCUCCUGCUCGCGCAUGUCGCCGCUGCUCCCAGCUACCUAUGCAUCCGGCUGCCGGCCGUCAUCGUUGACCCGCUGGACCAGCUACUCCAGCGGAGCAGGGCAGCGGUGCUGCGGGUCAUCUCCGCCUCGCGCCCACACCUCCGUGGCCGCGCGCCCCCGCUCCGGGCCGCUUCCGCCAACCCGGCGCCCUGCUCCGAGCACCUCGUGUUCGCCCACGCGCCCGGGCCGGCUGGCUGCUCCGGCCAGCCUUCGCGCCUCCGCGGCCGGCUCCCGCCCAGUAGCCGGCUCCUCCGCGCGCGCGGGGUCGCCGCAACCCGCCUGCUCCCCUGCCUCGCCUCCCCAGCACGCGCGCCUGGCAGCCGAGGCCAUGGCCGCUGCACAACCACGCCCGGCGCUGCGUCCCUCCGCCGUCCUCUACUCCAGGUGCCCCCGAGCGCCGCAUCCGGCCUCGCCUGGCCUCCGCCGACUCCACCGCCUCAGGCCGCCGGCUCCGACCCGAGUGCCCGCCUCGCCGGCAUCUCCACCCAAUUCCCGGCCCCGGCCAUCCCCGCGCUCGUCCGGCUUCUCGCACGCGCCUCCGGCCGCCUCGCGUCGCUCCCGCUGUCGCCCCGGCCGCCUGCUCCGGCUGAUCCACCCGCGCCGUCUGCUCCCCUCCACCCGCGCGGGCACCCGGCCGGCCUCUGCCGCGCCCUCCGCCUCCGCCGGCUCCGGGUGCCCGGCUCGCCGCCCCGCCUCCGCCAGCACCCGGCUUGCGCCAGCCGGCCCCCACUGCUCACUGCUGCCGCCUUUUGCGGGCAGAAAAGAACGAAAGAAGAAACGGGGCCGUGUAGAACAGUCAAAGGGCCGACUGCCACGGCUGAAAAAAAGAGGGUGACCGGGUGA
Molecule: messenger RNA, 933 nt
Organism: Aegilops tauschii subsp. strangulata
Lineage: Eukaryota; Viridiplantae; Streptophyta; Magnoliopsida; Poales; Poaceae
Source: RefSeq, a predicted model, not a curated record